AUGGCAGAAAAAGUCAACCCUAUAACAAGCGUCACCAGCGCUGGGAACAGACUUGACGCUGCUGAUCAUGAACUAGACAUUAAUGCUAUUACCUCGAACCCGCUUUCGCUUAACGAAGUGGCCGAAGCGCUUACUCUGGACCAGAAGUUCUAUAUCUUGAGGAGGUUGGAGUUUGGUCACCUUACUACGUUUGACGACUUACCGCCAACGGCUGCUUUCAUGAUUGAGAAGAUCCAGACCUUGGAUAUCCUCGAGGCUGAAGAGAUCUUGAAACAGUUCUUGAAGGACCACGAUAUGGAUCUUAACAUUCCAAACGAAGAAAUCGAUUUCGUUGAACUUCUUGUGAAGAACUCUCCUACUGCUGGCACUUCUUCCCCAAAAGUUAAGACCAUGGGGUUUUCAGAUUUGGAAAAGGAAAACAGCCACAAGGAGCACACUGCCGUUAACGAGCUGGUCUCUCUUUCAUCUCUCGAGUCGAUGGAUUUCCGGAAAGUGUUUGACUGGGAGUUGCAGGUGAAGACCGAGGCCGGUUUAAUUGCCUACUGGUCUCCAUAUCCAGAAGUUAGAUCUGUUACCGACCCAUAUGAUGACGCCUCAACGCCCUGUGAGACUUGGAGAGUUUACGUUCUUGGAAUGGUCUGGGUUGUUAUUGGUAGUAUUAUCAACGAAUACUUCUACAACAGAAGACCAAGUAUCAGUUUGAGGUCGCUGGUUGUGCAGCUUUUCCUCUACCCUUGCGGAAAGUUCCUUGAUACUGUCAUGCCUAAAAAGAAGAUCUCCAUUUGGAGGUGGACCAUCGACCUCAAUCCUGGCCCUUGGAGUCAUAAAGAACAGUUGCUUGCGACGCUUUGCUACAGUGUCAGUGGUGCAGCUGUUUAUGCCAGUUCUUUCAUUACCCUUCAGAAGCUAGACAUGUUCUACGGUGAAAAUUUUGUGGACUUUGGUUACCAGAUCCUUUUGGUGCUUGCUUCCAACUUUAUGGGUUUCGGUUUGGCCGGUAUCUUCAGAAAGUUUGUCAUCUACCCAGUCCACUCCAUCUGGCCUACCAUCUUGCCAACGCUCGCUCUUAACAAGGCCUUGGUUCAGCCUGAGAAGAAGGAAAAGAUCCACGGCUGGUCUAUCACCAGGUACCACUUUUUCUUUGCUGUUUUUGCAUUUUCUUUCUUGUGGUUCUGGGUUCCAGAUUACUUGUUCACUGCUCUUUCAACAUUCAACUGGCUCACAUGGAUAGCACCAGAUAACUUUAACUUGGCUGCCAUCACAGGAAUGCAAUCUGGUUUGGGUCUUAACCCCAUUUCUACUUUCGACUGGAACGUUAUGAGUUUGAAUUCUCCGUUGGCCAUUCCAUUCUUUGCCCAGUUGAACAACUGGUGUGGUAUGUUUCUUGGCUUCUUUGUUAUUGUUGGUCUUUGGUGGUCUAAUUAUAAGUGGACUGGUUACUUGCCAAUCAACUCGAACUCCAUUUUCACCAACACUGGUGAAUACUAUGCCGUUAGAUCGAUUUUGCUGGAAGACGGUACUCUUGACCAAGCCAAGUACGAAGAGGUUGGUCCACCAUUCUAUACUGCCGCCAACUUGGUUACUUACGGUGCAUUCUUUGCAGUUUAUCCAUUGAACGUUGUUUACGUUCUUCUUACUGAUUACAAGAGACUUUGGUUUGCCAUUGUCGCUAUGGUGAAGUCCAUGAACUUCAAGAAGAAGACUUCUGCUUAUGACGGAUUCAACGAUCCAUUCUCGAGAUCCAUGACAAAGUACAAGGAAGUGCCAGAAUGGGUGUUUUUGAUUGUUUUGCUCAUCAGUGUGGUCUUUUCGAUUAUCUGUGUCAAGGCAUACCCCUUGAACACCCCCGUAUGGACCAUCUUCUUCGCAUUGGGAAUGAACUUUGUGUUCUUGUUGCCUUUCUGCAUUGUCUACUCCACCACCGGUACUGCUGUUUCCAUCAACGUUUUGCUUGAAUUAAUCAUUGGUUACGCUCUUCCAGGUAACGGUACCGCUUUGAACUUCGUCAAAACCUUGGGUACUAAUAUCGAUGCCCAAGCCGAGAACUAUAUCACCAACCAGAAGCAAGCUCACUACUUGAGAAUCCCUCCCAGAGCCUUGUUCCGUGUCCAGAUCAUCUCCAGUAUCAUUUACAGUUUUGUGUCUGUGGGUAUUCUUAACCUUGCUAUUGAAACCAUCGAGGACUACUGUCAGCCACACCAGGCACAGAAGUUCUCGUGUCCAAACACCACCACGUUCUACUCUGCAUCUGUCUUGUGGGGUGUGAUUGGUCCAAAGAAGGUCUUUGGCGACCUUUACCCUAUCUUGCAAUGGUGCUUCUUGAUUGGCUUCUUGCUUGCGUUCCCAUGCUGGGCCCUCAGAAAGUACGGAAGAAGAACCGUGGUUGGCAAGUACCUCCACCCAGUUGUCGUGACGUUUGGAUUCAUCCAGUAUGCGCCAUACAACUUGAGUUACUACACGCCAGGUAUGAUUCUCUCGUUCAUCUUCAUGUACUUCAUCAGAAAGAGAAUGACCGCCUGGUGGGAGAAGUACAACUACAUUCUCUCCGGAGGAAUGGACGCUGGUGUUGCUUUCUCCAGUAUCAUCAUUUUCUUUGCUGUACAAUAUAACGCCAAGACGAUAGACUGGUGGGGCAACAACGUCAACACCAAGGGUCUUGACUAUGUGGCUCCAUCCAGACUCAAUGCUACACUCCAUGCCCCAGACGGCUACUUUGGUCCAAGAAUCGGACACUUCCCUUAA
This is a messenger RNA of Candidozyma haemuli, 2742 nucleotides long. Its product is annotated as OPT family small oligopeptide transporter. Gene Ontology annotation, molecular function: oligopeptide transmembrane transporter activity. The coding region runs from base 1 to 2742 and encodes 913 amino acids. Lineage: Eukaryota; Fungi; Ascomycota; Pichiomycetes; Serinales; Metschnikowiaceae. The record is from RefSeq and is a predicted model, not a curated record. Gene Ontology annotation, biological process: transmembrane transport. The transcript has a single exon.